Molecule: messenger RNA, 1795 nt
Organism: Tripterygium wilfordii
Lineage: Eukaryota; Viridiplantae; Streptophyta; Magnoliopsida; Celastrales; Celastraceae
Product: beclin-1-like protein
Exons: 10
Coding region: 50-1636 (528 amino acids)
Biological process (GO): late endosome to vacuole transport; cellular response to nitrogen starvation; autophagosome assembly
Cellular component (GO): phosphatidylinositol 3-kinase complex, class III, type I; phosphatidylinositol 3-kinase complex, class III, type II; phagophore assembly site
Source: RefSeq, a predicted model, not a curated record
UGUGAAUAUCGUUAAGAUUAGGCGGGGAUACGAGAAGAGAACAAAGUUGAUGAAAAAGGAUAGAAUGAACGAUAGAGGUCGGACCUUUCCGGUGGAUCCGAAUCUGCCACGAUGGGUCUGCCAGGACUGCCACAACCCCCUCUGCAUCAUCGGAGUCGAAUCCUAUGCCGACAAGUUUUUGAACGACUCUUCUCGCUCUGGAGUGCAGACCUCCUCGAUUCAUGGUGCCACUGCCAACGGUGUGUUAGCUUCCACACGUAUGGAUAAUUCUUUUGUUGUGUUGCCGAAGCAAAGACCUCCAGCACAGGGGCACUCAUCAUGUCCUCACGGUGGAGCUGCUCCGCAUAGGACAGAUCAGCAGUCUGGAAAGACCAUGGAAGAAUCCUUUGUGGUUGUGUACAAGUCCGAGUCUGUAUGUGAUGGGGGUGGAACCCAGUUAUCAUUACCUCAAGGAGGGCAUAGCAGUCAUAUGCAGCCAAACAACACUGGCUUUCACUCAACUAUGACUGUUCUAAAACGUGCUUUCGAGAUUGCGACAACCCAGACACAGGUUGAGCAACCUUUAUGCCUCAAAUGCAUGCGGGUUUUGUCUGAUAAACUUGAAAAGGAGGUUGAAGAUUUGAAUAGGGACAAUGAAGCAUAUGAAGCUUGUCUUCAGCUCUUGGAAUUGGAGGCACGAGAUGCUCUUAGCGAUGCUGAUUUUCUCAAAGCGAAAUUAAAGACCGAGGAGGAUGAAAGGAAACUUGAAGUAGAAAUCCAAGAAAUACUGAAACAAAAGGCAGAAGUUGACGCUGAAUCAAAAGAACUGGAGUUGAAAGCUAGCCGCUUUAAAGAAUUGGAGGAGCGCAGGUAUUGGCAGGAAUUCAAUAAUUUUCAAUUUCAAUUGAUUUCACAUCAGGAAGAAAGAGAUGCAAUUUCAGCCAAGAUAGAAGUUUCACAAGCUCAUUUUUCAGUUUUGAAGCGAACUAGUGUACUCAAUGAUGCCUUCCCAAUUUAUCAUGAUGGAGAAUUUGGGACGAUAAACAAUUUUCGACUUAGUCAUCUUCCUAAAGUUCCUGUUGAAUGGGAUGAGAUAAAUGCUGCAUGGGGCCAAGCUUGCCUUCUCCUACAUACCAUGUGCCAAUAUUUACGGCCAAAGUUUCAAUAUCGAAUAAAAAUACUUCCCAUGGGGAGUUACCCUCGGAUUAUGGAUACCAACAACAAUACGUAUGAGCUGUUUGGUCCUGUGAACUUGUUUUGGAGUACUCGUUAUGACAAAGCAAUGUCAUUAUUCUUGACAUGCCUAAAGGACUUUGCGGAGUUCGCAUAUUCUAAAGAUCAUGAAAACAACAUUCCGCCUGAUAAAUGUUUUAGACUUCCGUACAAGAUUGAAAAUGACAGAGUGGUAUGCAGCAGGAGUGAAAGUGACAAACUGGAGAGCCAUUCGAUUACCCAGAGCUUCAAUAAACAGGAAAAUUGGACCAGAGCUCUCAAACACACACUCUGCAAUUUGAAAUGGGCUCUCUACUGGUUUAUUGGAAAUAGAAAUUUCCAGCCUCUUUCUGCAUUGGUGUCCUCACAUGCUGAAGUUGCGGCUGUAGGCUCUUUAUCUACAAAACGCGGUGCUGAUUCCAAGUCUGUAGUGCGAUGCACUUGAAAAUGAUGAAACGGUGAAAUUCUGGAUAGAGUGCAAUCUGUGACAUAGCAAAAUGUAAAUACAAAUCGAAUCCCACUAUCAGAUCACAUCAUUAUCUGUAGUGCACAUUGUAAAUGCACUAUAUAUAUUAAUGCAUUAGAUAAAGCUGAUUUUACGUCA